Molecule: messenger RNA, 3431 nt
Organism: Synchiropus splendidus (mandarinfish)
Lineage: Eukaryota; Metazoa; Chordata; Actinopteri; Syngnathiformes; Callionymidae
Gene: grm6a
Product: glutamate receptor, metabotropic 6a
Exons: 13
Coding region: 341-3112 (923 amino acids)
Biological process (GO): regulation of synaptic transmission, glutamatergic; G protein-coupled glutamate receptor signaling pathway
Cellular component (GO): membrane
Molecular function (GO): adenylate cyclase inhibiting G protein-coupled glutamate receptor activity
Source: RefSeq, a predicted model, not a curated record
CUUCCUCCUCUGACCCGCACUGGAUCUCAGGUGAGUCCAAGCUAUUCAUCUUCUAGUCCAGACUCCUGAUGUCAGACCAACAUUUCUGUUGAUGUUAAAGAUGCAAUAGUUGCAUGUCUCAUAAGUCAAGGAAUCGCCCAGCAAAGUUCAGCUGGGGCCCCCUCACAAUCCAGGCUGUUUCCUCACACAGUUUUGGGUGUCAGUUCUCCUCAGCGGUGGGAAGAGAGCCAAGCGGCCGAGCCAGAUGUUGAGUGUGUCCACAGCAGAUCUGCUCUCCAUUAUGAUGUGAUCAGUGUUUCCAGGCGGCCAAAGAUGAAGCAGCUGUAGAGGUCAGGCCAGGAUGGAGUUGCCGCAUAACCUCCGCUCCUCCGCUCCGUUCAGCCUGCUCCUCUUCUGCGUGUGGGUCGGGGGACAGACGCUCCAGGUGAGAGCCUCCCACCAGCACUUGCACCCCCACUCUAUCAAGAUCCAGGGGGACAUCACCCUCGGGGGCCUGUUCCCCAUCCAUGCCCGCGGCCCUCAUGGGCUGCCCUGCGGUGAGCUGAAGAAGGAGAAGGGCAUCCAUCGGUUGGAGGCCAUGUUGUAUGCGCUGGACCAGAUCAACCGGGACCCGUACCUGCUGCCCAACAUCACGCUGGGGGCCCGGAUACUGGACACGUGUUCCAGGGACACCUAUGCCCUGGAGCAGUCGCUCACCUUUGUCCAGGCUCUGAUCCAGAAAGACACUUCUGACAUCCGCUGCUCCAACGGGGAACCGCCGCUGAUCCGCAAACCAGAGCGUGUGGUGGGCGUGGUCGGGGCGUCCGCGAGUUCCGUGUCCAUCAUGGUCGCCAACAUCCUCAGACUGUUUGAGAUCCCUCAGGUCAGCUACGCCUCCACGGCGCCAGAGCUGAGUGACAACAACCGCUACGACUUCUUCUCCAGGGUGGUCCCCCCGGACUCCUACCAGGCUCAGGCCAUGCUGGACAUCGUCAUGGCGAUGGGCUGGAACUACGUGUCCACCCUGGCGUCAGAGGGGAACUACGGCGAGAGCGGCGUGGACGCCUUCGUGCAGGUGUCCAGGGAGGCAGGCGUGUGCAUCGCUCAGAGCGUCAAGAUCCCGCGGGAAGCCACCGUGGAGGAAUUUGACAAGAUCGUGAAACGACUGCUGGAGACGAGCAACGCCCGCGGCGUCAUCAUGUUCGCCAACGAGGACGACAUCAGGCGGGUGCUGGAGGCAGCGAAGCGGGCCAACUUGACCGGCCACUUCCUGUUUGUAGGGUCGGACAGUUGGGGCGCCAAAAGUUCCCCCAUCACCGAGCUGGAGGACGUGGCCGAGGGUGCGGUCACCAUCCUGCCCAAGCGAGCGUCCAUAGAUGGCUUCGACCAGUACUUCCUUUCUCGCUCCCUGGAGAACAACCGCAGGAACAUCUGGUUCGCCGAGUUCUGGGAGGACGACUUCCGCUGCAAACUGACUCGCCCCGGAAUCAAACCCGACCCCAGCAAGAAGAAGUGCACAGGCGCCGAGAGGAUCGGUCUGGAUUCCACCUACGAGCAGGAGGGGAAGGUCCAGUUUGUGAUCGAUGCCGUGUACGCUGUGGCUCACGCGCUCCACAACAUGCACCUGGACCUGUGUCCCGGCAGCACCGGGGUCUGCAGCAGCAUGGACCCGGUGGAGGGCCGCCUGCUGCUGGCGUACAUUCGGGCGGUGCACUUCAACGGAAGUGCCGGCACCAGCGUCUUGUUCAACGAAAACGGUGACGCUCCCGGCCGCUACGACAUCUUCCAGUUCCAGCUGACCAAUCACAGUCACCCGGGCUAUCAUGUGAUCGGCCAGUGGACCAAUAACCUGCGACUGAACCUGGAGGAGAUGCAGUGGUCCGGUGGCGAGCGGUCCGUGCCGGAGUCAGUCUGCAGUUUCCCAUGUCGACCCGGAGAACGGAAGAAGAUGGUGAAGGGCGUCCCCUGCUGCUGGCACUGCGAGCUGUGCGAUGGGUACCAGUACCAGCUGGAUGAGUUCACCUGCGAGAUGUGCCCCACGGACAUGAGACCGGUUCCCAACAGGACCGCCUGUCGCCCCACGCCCAUCAUCAAGCUGGAGUGGAACUCCCCCUGGGCCCUGGUUCCGGUCUCGCUGGCCACGCUGGGCAUCAUUGCGACCAGCAUCAUCAUGUUCACCUUCAUCCGCUUCAACGACACGCCCAUCGUCCGUGCAUCAGGCCGGGAGCUCAGCUACGUCCUGCUGACAGGGAUUUUCCUGGUCUACCUCAUCACCUUCCUGAUGAUCGCGGAGCCGAGUGUGCUAGUGUGUGCGCUGCGGCGCCUCCUGCUGGGCCUCGGCAUGGCCAUCACCUACUCAGCCAUGUUGACCAAAACCAACCGGAUCUACCGGAUCUUCGAGCAGGGCAAGAGAUCUGUGACCCCGCCCAAAUUCAUAAGCCCCUCCUCCCAGCUGGCCAUCACCUUCAUCCUGAUCUCAGUCCAGGUGAGGAGCCUCUGGGUCCUGGCUCCUUGGGUUUGGGCGGUCACAUGUGUGUGUGUGUGUCAGGUCCUGGGGGUGUGCGUGUGGUUCGGUGUCAUGCCGCCCCACACCAACAUCGACUACGAGGAGCUCCGCCCACCCAACCCUGACCACGCCCGUGGAAUCCUCAAGUGUGACAUGUCAGACCUGUCCAUCAUCGGCUGCCUGAGCUACAGCAUCGUCCUGAUGGUCACCUGCACCGUGUACGCUGUGAAGAGCCGCGGCGUCCCAGAGACAUUCAACGAAGCCAAGCCCAUCGGCUUCACCAUGUACACCACCUGCAUCGUCUGGCUCGCCUUCGUGCCCAUCUUCUUCGGGACCGCUCAGUCCACCGAAAAGCUCUUCAUCCAGACGGCCACGUUGACCGUGUCCAUGUCUCUGAGUGCGUCCGUGUCCCUCGGGAUGCUCUACGUGCCCAAGGUCUACGUCAUCGUCUUCCACCCCGAGCAGAACGUCCAGAAGAGGAGGCGGAGCUUCAAGGGGGUUGCUGACCAAUCACUGUGCAGAACCAGAGGACAGACGCAAACACCAACCAGCCAAAACAUUAUGACCACCAGCCAAAUGAAGGUCCGGCAAAACGCAUGUGGCCAUCACGGCCCGUUGUCGGUUUAAACGUUCGGGUCGAUGCAGUUCAGAUUCGGAUGCUGCUCUUCAAAGAUGUUUUAUAAACCAAGCCAGCGAGUGGAGAAGCCAACCACAGCAUGCUUACUCAGAAGAGCAGCUGAGCCAGCGACUGCAUGCUUGUCUGUGUGGAGGAAAGUGGAGUAGCCGGAGGAGACCACCGGAGGCGCCACAGAAGACGGGCGCUGUUCCACUCUUGCUUUUACCCACGUCAGUUUUCCAUCAUCUUCUCAUCUCAUUCCUCCCAGACGUGUACUGACCCUUCAGGGAUCGUAUUUACAAAUCAUUUAUUUGGUUUCAUUCUGUUUAU